GGGCGCGGGCGCGGGAAGAUGGAGACGCACAUCUCCUGCCUCUUCCCCGAGCUGCUCGCCAUGAUCUUCGGCUACCUGGACGUGCGGGACAAGGGGCGCGCGGCGCAGGUGUGCGCGGCCUGGCGGGACGCCGCCUACCACAAGUCGGUGUGGCGGGGGGUGGAGGCCAAGCUGCACCUGCGCCGGGCCAACCCGUCGCUGUUCCCCAGCCUGCAGGCCCGGGGCAUCCGCCGCGUGCAGAUCCUCAGCCUGCGCCGCAGCCUGAGCUACGUGGUGCAGGGCCUGGCGGACAUGGAGAGCCUGAACCUGAGCGGCUGCUACAACCUGACGGACAACGGGCUGGGCCACGCCUUCGUGCAGGAGGUGGGCUCGCUGCGCGCGCUCAACCUGAGCCUGUGCAAGCAGAUCACCGACAGCAGCCUGGGCCGCAUCGCGCAGUACCUCAAGGGCCUGGAGGUGCUGGAGCUGGGCGGCUGCAGCAACGUCACCAACACGGGGCUGCUGCUCAUCGCCUGGGGCCUGCAGCGCCUGCGGAGCCUCAACCUGCGCAGCUGCCGCCACCUCUCGGACGUGGGCAUCGGGCACCUGGCGGGCAUGACGCGCAGCGCGGCCGAGGGCUGCCUGCGGCUGGAGCAGCUCACGCUGCAGGACUGCCAGAAGCUCACCGACCUGUCGCUCAAGCACAUCGCGCGCGGGCUCACGGGGCUGCGGCUGCUCAACCUGAGCUUCUGCGGCGGCAUCUCGGACGCGGGGCUGCUGCACCUGUCGCACAUGGGCAGCCUGCGCAGCCUCAACCUGCGCUCCUGCGACAACAUCAGCGACGCGGGCAUCAUGCACCUGGCCACCGGCGGCCUGCGCCUCUCGGGCCUGGACGUGUCCUUCUGCGACAAGGUGGGCGACCAGAGCCUGGCCUACAUCGCGCAGGGCCUGGACGGGCUCAAGUCGCUGUCGCUGUGCUCGUGCCACAUCAGCGACGACGGCCUGAACCGCAUGGUGCGGCAGAUGCACGGGCUGCGCACGCUCAACAUCGGGCAGUGCGCGCGCAUCACCGACCGCGGCCUGGAGCUCAUCGCCGAGCACCUGAGCCAGCUCACGGGCAUCGACCUGUACGGCUGCACGCGCAUCACCAAGCGCGGCCUGGAGCGCAUCACGCAGCUGCCCUGCCUCAAGGUGCUCAACCUGGGGCUCUGGCAGAUGACGGACAGCGAGAAGGUCAGGUGAGGGCGGGGGGCGGGGGGCCGGGGGCGGGGGGCGCGA
Molecule: messenger RNA, 1257 nt
Organism: Perognathus longimembris pacificus (Pacific pocket mouse)
Lineage: Eukaryota; Metazoa; Chordata; Mammalia; Rodentia; Heteromyidae
Gene: Fbxl14
Product: F-box and leucine rich repeat protein 14
Biological process (GO): SCF-dependent proteasomal ubiquitin-dependent protein catabolic process
Cellular component (GO): SCF ubiquitin ligase complex
Molecular function (GO): protein binding
Source: RefSeq, a predicted model, not a curated record